Messenger RNA from Erigeron canadensis, 1824 nucleotides. Its product is annotated as probable beta-1,3-galactosyltransferase 2. The coding region runs from base 239 to 1480 and encodes 413 amino acids. The transcript has 11 exons. Gene Ontology annotation, cellular component: Golgi membrane. The record is from RefSeq and is a predicted model, not a curated record. Gene Ontology annotation, molecular function: hexosyltransferase activity. NCBI's taxonomy places the organism in Eukaryota, Viridiplantae, Streptophyta, Magnoliopsida, Asterales, Asteraceae.
UAAAAAGAAACCAAAGAAAGAAGGAAAGGUACAAACUAGAAUAAGUACAUGGCACCUCUUUAUAUAUUCUCAUAACACAUAUCUCUCUUUUUCCCUCUGUUCUUUAGACCUCAAAUUUCAAAUAAGUUUGUUAAUGAAGUAAACAAUCUUGUAUGUUUCUUCUUGGUCUUUAUGAAAUGGGUUUUCUUAAAUAAAUAGUACUAUUCAUUGGGGGCACAAAAGUCAGUUUCUUCAAGAUAUGAAAGAAAAACUAAUUAUGAAGAACAGAGGAGAUCAUCAUCAGCAACAACAAUCUUCAAGAAGCUUUAUAUCACAAAAAUGGACACUUUUAUUAUGUAUUGGAAGUUUUUGUGCUGGUUUACUCUUCACCAAUAGAAUGUGGGCAGUGUCUGACUCUAAACUUAUUACAAGACCAACUUUUCUAGAAUCCGAAGGCCUAAAGUUAGUAUCGGAAGGAUGUGAUCUAAGUAAGAUUAAGAAUGUAAAGCGCGAUCCAAAAGAGAUAUUUGGGGAGGUAUCGAAAACUCAUCAGGCUAUACAGACAUUAGAUAAAACAAUAUCGAGCUUAGAAAUGGAGUUAGCUGCAGCACGGUCCAUUCAGGAAUCAAUUGCGAAUGGAUCUCCAAUAUCAGAAGAAGACACAAGGAGUUCAACUGAGAAGAGAAAGUAUUUAAUGGUUGUUGGCGUUAAUACAGCUUUUAGCAGUCGUAAAAGAAGAGAUUCUGUGCGAGCUACUUGGAUGCCUCAAGGUGACAAAAGAAAGAAAUUAGAGGAAGAGAAGGGCAUUAUAAUGCGUUUCGUCAUUGGCCAUAGUGCAACGAAAGGGGGCAUACUAGAUCGAGCUAUUGAAGCUGAAGAUAGAAAGCAUGGUGAUUUCUUGAGACUGGACCAUGUAGAGGGAUACCUAGAAUUAUCCGCAAAGACAAAACAAUAUUUUGCAACCGCUGUUACUAUGUGGGAUGCUGAGUUUUACAUCAAAGUGGACGAUGAUGUCCACGUGAACAUAGCCACACUAGGUCAUACUUUAGUUAGACAUAGGAAGAAAAAAAGGGUAUAUAUUGGAUGCAUGAAAUCUGGUCCAGUACUAGCUCAAAAAGGAGUAAGGUACCAUGAACCAGAACAUUGGAAAUUUGGCGAGUCAGGAAACAAGUAUUUCCGACAUGCCACAGGACAAUUAUACGCUAUAUCAAAAGAUUUGGCUACAUAUAUAUCAUUGAACCAACACGUAUUGCACAAAUAUGCAAAUGAAGAUGUUUCUUUGGGUUCUUGGUUUAUCGGUCUUGAUGUGGAGCAUAUUGAUGACCGAAGAUUAUGUUGUGGAACUCCCCCUGAUUGUGAGUGGAAGGCACAAGCGGGUAAUGCGUGUGUAGCAUCAUUUGACUGGACUUGCAGUGGCAUUUGUCGGUCUGUCGAUAGGAUUAAGGAAGUCCAUAGACGAUGUGGUGAGGGCGAAAACGCUGUUUGGGCAGCUACAUUUUGAGACUUGACCAAUGAGUUACAUUAUCUUUCUAAAUUUGGAAAGAGUGUAAGAUCAAGAAACUGAAGGGAGGUUUGUAAAGAAGGAAAAAAAAUGUAUAUUUUGACACCAUUUGGAGUGGAAAGUUGGGAAGCCAAUUGAAGAGAUGCCCUGCUAUGCAAUAUUUCGUCAAAAUAUUACAAAGAGGAAAUCAAGCAAAGCAAGAGGCUCUUUGCACAUUUGUUUCUCUCUAUUUUUGGUAUUAAUAAUUUCACUUGAACAGUUUUAAGGUAAUAUGGGUUCAAGUUGCAAGUGCAUAGUGGAUUUUGAUUCUAUAUAUGGUAUAUUAAGAUCAAAUUAUUUCGAUC